GGCAUUACUGCUUCCAUGCCGAGCGCUGUUCUGUUUUGGAGGCGCGAUAUGUAUGAGCUUAAAUUUUAAUUAAAAAUGCUGUGAUACGCAAUGUGAUUUUUCUCUUUUCCUUUCCACAAGUAAAGUUUUCGAUAGUCAUGCUUCUCCGUAGUGUUUUGUGUGGUUUUUGGUUGAUUUGAAUGGAACAGAUGAAAACAAAACGAUUUGCUCUACUCCUUGCUUGUGUUUUGUGCAGUACUGUACUAGUACUUCUUUUUCAAGAUCCUUCAGUUCAACCCUCAAUUCAAACUCUGGUGACUCAAACCCAUACAAGAAUAGCAAACUGGAAAACUUUUCAGGUUAACAGAAAUUCAUUUACUGUUCCCGAUCCAGAAGAAAAAUACCUGAAGCAAUUAGGCUUUCAAGUUGAUAAACCUUGUCUUUAUCCAAAAUGCAAAUGGACUAAUGUGACAUUGCCUGUUUUUGUGACUGCAGUUUUAUCUAACAAUGGCCAUUUUGUAUUUGGAUUUUUGAAGUCAUUCCACCACUUCUUUCCAGACCAUUUAGUGAUAAUGUAUAACUUGGGACUAAGUCCAUCAGAAUAUUCUUUGGUCAAUGGACUUUGUAACUCAACCAAUUGUUUGUUAAGAGACUUUGAUUUUGGUCCAUAUCCAUCACACAUUAAAAACUUGGAAUUAAAUGCCUAUAGACCAAUUGUUAUUCAAGAAGUUUUAAACCAAGCUGGAGCAGUAAUUAUGAUGGAUGUGCAAUAUGUUUUCACUUCUGGAGAAAUUCACAGCAUUUUAAAGCAAGCUGAGAAGGAGGGUCUUGUUUCAUGGUCCAUCCAUCAACCUACAUCAGCUUUGACUCAUCCACGUAUGUUUGAUUUCUUCAAUACAAGGCAAGAGAAAUUCUUUUUUCACCGUAUGGUGGAGCCAAAUCAUAUUGUGUUAUACAAUCUUCAAUCUAUUCACUUUCGUGUGAUGCUUCCUUGGGUGAAAUGUUCUCUUGUUCCAAAUUGCAUUGCACCUAUUGGUUCACAAAAUUCUGGCUGUAGAUUCGACAAAAAGCCUCUUUAUCGUUAUUCAGGGUGCCAUCGCUAUGACACCUCAGCAUUAAAUGUUGCUUUAGGUGUUAUGUUUGAUUUUUCAUCUAGUCAUUAUUAUGCUAAGGAAGAAGAUAAGUUCUUUCACCUUGUUGACGUUGACAAAGAAGUGACAAACUCUGAAAAGAAUUCUACCAUUUUUCCAGAUUCUACUUAAAGCAUUAUUAUUUUUAGAAGUUUUAUUAUUGUAUUAUUUCCUGUACAUUCCUGUAAUCUUCUCAGAAGGUAAUUAUUAUUGUGCCAGUACUCAUGUAUUAGCAUCUCAUUUGAUUUUCUGCUAAAACCUUUGUAAGUUUGAUUUUCAGGAAUUUUGCACCAAAGAUUGAAUAAAAAUUUUGUGU
Molecule: messenger RNA, 1425 nt
Organism: Uloborus diversus
Lineage: Eukaryota; Metazoa; Arthropoda; Arachnida; Araneae; Uloboridae
Exons: 5
Coding region: 180-1241 (353 amino acids)
Source: RefSeq, a predicted model, not a curated record